GCAGCGGCCGACGCGCUUCGGCAGGCCCUGGGCGCGCGCGCCGAGGCCGACGGGGCGCCCCCGCGCGACCUGGGCCUGCUCGGGGGCAGGCUCGACGACAGCAUCGCGCAGGUGCUGGCGGGCACCCGUAGGCGCCUCGAGAUCUUCGAGGACCGGGUCGCGCAGCAGGUCGCCGCGGCGCUGCGCCAGGGCGGCCGCGCGCAGGAAAGCGCGCUGGGGCUCCUCGAGGAGAAGGUGCGGGUGCUGGAGGACAAGCAGCCCAGGUUCGAGCGCAGGCUGCAGGAGGUCACCGGCAGCCUGAAGGCCCUGACCGAAGAGCGGCGGCAGCAGGCGCGGCACGAGGAGCAGAUAGAGGACCGCUUCUGGCAGUGGCGGCGGACCCUGGAGGAGGAGGUCUACCAGAGGUGCGCCACUUGCGAGAAGGAGCCCCGUGCGCGC
Messenger RNA from Prorocentrum cordatum, 438 nucleotides. The record is from the annotation of a GenBank genome assembly. NCBI's taxonomy places the organism in Eukaryota, Dinophyceae, Prorocentrales, Prorocentraceae.